Messenger RNA from Mercurialis annua (annual mercury), 2061 nucleotides. Its product is annotated as protein NUCLEAR FUSION DEFECTIVE 4-like. The coding region runs from base 18 to 1694 and encodes 558 amino acids. Lineage: Eukaryota; Viridiplantae; Streptophyta; Magnoliopsida; Malpighiales; Euphorbiaceae. The record is from RefSeq and is a predicted model, not a curated record. Gene Ontology annotation, cellular component: membrane. The transcript has 3 exons.
UAAAAAUAAUAGAAUUAAUGGGUUUUCUCCAGUCUUCUUCUUCUUCUUCCUCUUAUUUUACUACUCUCAAAUGGCUUGGUUUUGUCACUGCCGUUUGGGUUCAAGCUAUUUCUGGCAACAAUUACACUUUUUCUAAUUACUCUGAUGCUCUCAAAACUCUUAUGAAUUUGAACCAGCUUCAACUUAAUAAUUUAUCCGUCGCUAAAGAUGUCGGUAAAGCGUUUGGUUUACUAGCUGGUCUCGCCUCUGAUCGGUUGCCGACGCCUGUUAUUCUUCUUAUUGGUUCUAUUGAAGGUCUUGUCGGUUAUGGAGCUCAAUGGCUCGUCGUUAGUAGGAAAAUUCAACCUCUUUCUUACUGGCAGAUGUCAAUAUUCCUCUGUCUGGGAGGAAACAGCACGACAUGGAUGAACACGGCGGUUUUAGUGACAUGCAUCCGCAAUUUCCGGAGAAACAGAGGUCCGGUUUCCGGCAUCUUGAAAGGCUAUGUAGGAUUAAGCACCGCCAUUUUCACCGACCUCUGUUCGGCUCUGUUCGCCGACAAUCCGGCUAGCUUCCUCUUAAUGCUCGCAAUUAUCCCGUUCGCGGUCUGUCUCGCAGCCGUCGUCUUCCUCCGGGAGAUUCCACCUUCUACCUCUGUAGAGGAAGAGAAGGAAGAAUUCAAAUACUUUUCCGUCUUCAACGUCGUCGCCGUUAUCGUCGCUGUUUAUCUAUUAGGAUACGGGUUUAUCCCGAAUCCUAGCAGAGCACUGUCGUUAGGGUUCGUGAUUGUAUUAUCAAUCCUAUUAGCCUCACCAAUGGCGGUUCCGGUUUUCUCUUUCGUAAAAACCUGGAACCUGAAGCGCUCAAACGACAAAUCAGACGACAUCGAAGGGAAAAUCAGCGAACCGCUGCUGAGCGGAGCUGAAAACACUGUGCAAACCGGAGAGAUCAAUGAAAAGACGGAGGUUACAGCGGUGGAGGAAGUGCCCGCGGCGAAGAAGAAGCCGGAAAUCGGGGAGGAACACACGAUUAUGGAGGUGUUAUGGACAGUGGACUUCUGGGUAUUGUUUGUUUCGUUUCUGUGUGGAGUGGGUACUGGGCUAGCCGUGAUGAACAAUUUGGGACAGAUUGGAUUGGCUCUUGGAUACACAGAUGUCUCCAUUUUUGUUUCUCUUACAAGUGUUUGGGGAUUUUUUGGAAGGAUUGGUUCUGGUUCUAUUUCUGAAUACUUUAUCAAGAAAGCAGGAACACCAAGGCCGAUUUGGAAUGCAGCAUCCCAAAUUUUAAUGGCAAUUGGCUACAUUCUCAUGGCGAUGGCUCUGCCUGGUUCCUUAUACAUCGGUUCCAUCGUUGUUGGUAUUUGCUACGGAGUUCGUAUUGCCGUCACAGUCCCAACAGCCUCUGAAUUGUUUGGACUCAAAUACUAUGGUCUAAUUUACAACAUUCUAAUUCUCAAUCUUCCACUCGGCUCCUUUCUCUUCUCGGGUUUGCUUGCCGGACUUCUAUACGAUGCGCAAGCUACCCCAACGCCAGGUGGCGGCAACACUUGUGUCGGUGCACAUUGUUAUCGGCUGGUUUUCGUCAUCAUGGCUAUUGUUUGUGUGAUUGGAUUUGGUUUGGAUGUUUUAUUGUCAAUUAGAACAAAGAAGGUUUAUUCCAAGAUGCAAAGUAGCAGGAGAUCAAAGAAACUGACUGCAGCAUCCAACAACCGGUAACCUUCGGUCGUGUUUCGUGUUAUUCUCGCACGUGCUCAAUCUAUAGUUGCAUAGCGGAUUUGGGUUCGAGUACCGAAACCGAAGGUGCAAUGCGAAAUAUAUAGAGGAUUGAAGGGCUUUUGUUGCCCAGUGAUGUCCUUGAGGUAUUCUUUUUGGUCUUAUAUUUAGCUAGACCAUUCAAAAUUGUACUUAAUAUGUUUUUAAUUUGCAUUUCUCAUGUGUACUACCAUUUGAUUUGUUCUUGUCUAAUAGUGGUACCACAUAUUAAUUAGAUUAGUAUUCCCCCUGUACUUCAAAUAUUUAGACUUUUUUAGUGUGUGAAAUUGUUCUUUUUCCAAGAUAAAUAAGAAAAAUUUGUUUUAAUUGA